Molecule: messenger RNA, 1158 nt
Organism: Hyaloscypha bicolor E
Lineage: Eukaryota; Fungi; Ascomycota; Leotiomycetes; Helotiales; Hyaloscyphaceae
Product: alanine--glyoxylate aminotransferas-like protein
Exons: 4
Coding region: 1-1158 (385 amino acids)
Cellular component (GO): peroxisome
Molecular function (GO): L-serine:pyruvate transaminase activity; L-alanine:glyoxylate transaminase activity
Source: RefSeq, a predicted model, not a curated record
AUGUCAGGUCAACCAAAUCACCCAACUCUGCUCAUUCCGGGCCCAAUUGAGUUCGAUGAUGCCGUUCUUCAAUCCAUGAGCCAUCACAGUGAGAGUCAUGUUGGAGCACCCUUUGUUGCAACAUUCGGCGAGACGCUGUCGAUGCUGAGAAAGCUUUUCCAAACCGAAGACUCUUCUUCACAACCGUUCGUGAUUUCAGGCUCCGGAACUCUUGGCUGGGACUUGGUUGCGGCAAAUUUGGCAGAACCUGGGGACGAAGUGUUGGUGCUCCAUACCGGAUACUUUGGAGACUCUUUUGCGGAUUGUUUUGAGACUUAUGGGGUCCAAGCAACACAGCUGAAAGCAUCCAUUGGGUCAAGGCCCCAGCUUCCGGAAAUUGAGAAGGCGUUGAAGGAGAAGAAAUACAAGCUGCUAACAGUUACACACGUUGAUACCUCGACUGGAGUCCUGAGCGAGCUGAAGGCACUCUCAGAAAUGGUCCACCGGGUCUCUCCCGAUACGCUCGUGAUAGUGGAUGGUGUCUGUAGUAUUGGAUCCGAGGAGAUUGAAUUCGACAAAUGGCAACUCGAUGGCGUGAUCACCGCAAGCCAAAAAGCAAUCGGUUGCCCCGCUGGGCUGUCCAUUUCGAUGUACAGCGGCCGAGCAAUUAAGACGUUCCAGGCCAGGAAGACCCCUCCUGGGUCUUACUUCGCUUCUUUCAAGAAUUGGUUGCCUAUUAUGCAAAACUACGAAGCGAAGAAAGCCUCGUACUUUGCCACUCCCUCACCACAACUGAUCCACGCUCUCCACACGUCUUUGACUCAGAUCCUUUCAAAGCCAUUGGCCGAACGCUUUGCGGCACACAGAGCAGCCUCGCAGAAAAUUAAAGAGGCUGUGACUGACCUCGGCCUGAAGCAGCUGGCCUCGGAUCCGGCAAAUCAAGCCAAUGGAAUGACCGCUAUUUACCUUCCAGAAAACGUGAAGGCGCCAGAAUUGUUACCAAAUUUGCUAAAGAAAGGUGUUGUAUUCGCUGGUGGUUUACACAAGGAAAUUGCUGCGAAAUAUAUCAGAGUUGGCCAUAUGGGAGUAAGCGUGACUGACCCCAAGCGUGAUGAUAUCGGUCGUGCGAUCCAGGCUUUGCAGAAUGGGUUGUCAGAGGCGGGUUACCAAAAGGCCUAA